AUUCCUAUUUUUAACAAUCACCUUGUUUCUUUUUUUGUUUUAAAGCUUACCAUUAGUCUGGUUAUCAACCGGUUAAAUCAACUAAUAAUCACGUGAUAUUUAUGGCUGAUAUUUAUGUUGACUGAUUAUAUUUCCUGUCAGCUUUUCUAGAGUCUCCUAUUGGUAAAUUGUUAUGCGAUAAUUCAGCUGGUUAUUCUUAUAUACAGAAAUUCGUAAUUUAUAAUUUCACAAUACAGCUUGUGUGUUAUGUGGAAUCAUGUACAUAUGAAGCUGACAAAAAGACGUACAGUCAUGACGAGAUGGGCGCGAGGUAAAUCCAACACGGAACAUUCUGCGUCAACAUGGGAUGAACUGAAGAGGGUGAAGACUAAUUUUAAAAAGAAAGCGAUCAGCAAAGGCAGUGAUGGAGACACUCAUAAACAUUCCGACGCCAUACCACCCUGGCUUGCGAAACGAAGGGAAGCAAGAAGAAACAGAAGAAAGAAAAUGAAGCCAUGUUUCCACUGUCGACAACCUGGGCACCAGAUCUCUGAUUGUCCGAAAAGAAUCGAGCAAGAAGAAGCAGUGGGUGUAUGUUUUAAAUGUGGAUCCAGUGAACAUACUGUGCAUGAAUGUACAGCCAAAGUGGAGAAAGGCGAGUAUCCGUUUGCAAAAUGUUUUAUCUGCAAAGAAACUGGCCAUUUAUCGAGCAAGUGUCCCGAUAACCCACGUGGUUUGUACCCGGAAGGUGGAGGGUGCAAAUUUUGUGGUUCAGUCGAACAUUACAGAAAAGAUUGCCCUGAACGACAAAUUAAUCAAAAAGAUGCUGGUGGCAAGAAAAGGAAAUACAAGAUGCGACAAGAAAAUCAGAGUGCUGACGCUGUCGACAUAUCAGACGAAGAUUCAUCUGAAGAAGACGUCAAACAGAAAGUGAAAACAAAAAAAGUCGUCAAGUUUUGAAAUACUGAAAAGUUUUUUAGAUGUCGGCUGUUCUAACGGUUGAACGAAGUCGAACAUGUUUAUGCGUGUAGUUGUUUUCGGUUGCCGGUAAAAAGUCACUACAACACGUAACCUGGAAUGGGAUACAACAGACAGAAUCCACUGAUACCAGGGACUGAAAGUGAAAAAUUAUCCAUCCCAUUCCAUCAUUCCAUCAUGCUGUUGGUAUGCAGAGACGUUAAAUGUGUAUCUGCAUUUAGCUGCUUUUUCGCUAACACUACACGUAGUAGUCAUGACAUUAAUUUAUAUGUGAGGUGAAGUUGCGUUUGUUUGGAAGUUCUCCUCCGUCAGCUGAUAUUCAAGUUCUCCUCCGUCAGCUUAUACUUAUUCACCCGCCUUAACUGUUGCUCCAUACUUAAUAUGUUGUCACUCAGUGCUGACGAGAGUUUUGUUGAUGCUUGAUCAUUUGUGAUUUUGUCACCUGACUAUAAGUUUUUUAAAAAUUUCUAAACCAGAGAAAUCUUGAGAAUGACCAAUGUUUUCAGCACCAAAAAAUUCACUACUUUCAGCUGAUAUAGUAGUCUGUCUGUCUGUCACUCAAAAUAGUAGGUUAGCUGCGUAAGUAGCGAGACACACGCGAUGCCGUAUAAAAAGGGCGGGCAAAUCCGGAAUUUUUCCACGGGCUACGACUAGUUAUUAAUAAUUCGCUAAUUAAAAAGUUGAAUGUAAUUGCAAGAAAUAUGUCACAUCGUUCUUGUAGAGAUUCCAGGAGUUGGGUUAUUAAGCUACUAUCGUAUAUUUGGUAUAUAUUAUGAUAUAAAAAGACAAAAAAAGUCAUAUUCUUGGUAAACGUUUUUGAAAAUAAACUGAGAAGUGUCGAACAAAAAAUUUUUCUUAUGUUGUCUCUUCUUGCAGUUAUCUUUUUUUUGCUUUGAAAGCGUGUCUUUUUCAAUAUUUGUAACAAAUAAAUUUUUUGUUUCUUGCUCUUAUUGUUUGUACAGAACUGAAGUUGCUUAAGAAUUUUUUAAAUCCA
This is a messenger RNA of Hydractinia symbiolongicarpus, 1951 nucleotides long. Its product is annotated as zinc finger CCHC domain-containing protein 9-like. Lineage: Eukaryota; Metazoa; Cnidaria; Hydrozoa; Anthoathecata; Hydractiniidae. The transcript has 8 exons. The record is from RefSeq and is a predicted model, not a curated record. The coding region runs from base 247 to 939 and encodes 230 amino acids. Gene Ontology annotation, molecular function: zinc ion binding; nucleic acid binding.